AUGACGAACCACUACAAGCCCGAGCUCGUGAAAUUCAUGCCCUAUAAGGACAACGUCUCCUAUAGGAAGGACCGCACGUUCACAGUGGACGAGCUCCUACGUAUAACUCCAGAGGACCUGUGUCGUUGGAUGAACGAGCAGACGUACGGAGAUCCAGAGCCAAGUGAUGAUAUGAGGACCAUGCAUCGCCGCUCGACAAUCCUUGAGUUCACGAAGAAGGCUACUUCGUCGUUCAUGCCACGCAUAAAUUUGACAUGGGGUCCAGUAACGGAGCGUGGAAACCCUACCCGGUCUGACGUCGUGAAUAAGUUGAUCAAGGGGGUUAAGAACUUCAAGGUUCGACGAGAAGGAUCUGAGUUCAAAGCCCGCUGGCCUGUGGAGUUGACGAAUUCAUGA
Phytophthora nicotianae INRA-310 is the source of this 396-nucleotide messenger RNA. RefSeq lists its product as hypothetical. Bases 1 to 396 code for a protein of 131 amino acids. NCBI's taxonomy places the organism in Eukaryota, Oomycota, Peronosporomycetes, Peronosporales, Peronosporaceae. The record is from RefSeq and is a predicted model, not a curated record. The transcript has a single exon.